Triticum dicoccoides is the source of this 2034-nucleotide messenger RNA. RefSeq lists its product as uncharacterized. Bases 173 to 1738 code for a protein of 521 amino acids. Lineage: Eukaryota; Viridiplantae; Streptophyta; Magnoliopsida; Poales; Poaceae. The record is from RefSeq and is a predicted model, not a curated record. The transcript has 5 exons. Gene Ontology annotation, molecular function: protein binding.
UUCCUCUCGUGGUAGGUAGCCCCGUCCGGCGGCGCCGAUGCUAAUACCUUCAAUAGCCCCUUGUUGGCUUCACAUCCAAUUCGAGAUAGAAGCGCGGGAUCCCCUCGCCGCGCGCCCUAUUCUGUGUGGACAGAUCCAUUGAGAGGCGCCCUUGAUUCCUGGCUGUUGUAUCAUGGGGUUGCUAGCUCUGAAGAUGCUCAUGUCUAGGCGGCGGGAUAGCAAGCAUCUUUGCGGCCAGAUUCAAGCCCGUAAUAGAUUGGUUACUUCAGUGGUUAAAAGAAAGAUCUCUUCAUGCCAACACAAUAACAAUCAAGGUUGCAAGAGAGUGGCAUUUUCAGGGGCAGACCUUCCAGAGGACAUCUGGCGCCAUAUACAUUCCCUACUGCCGCUGCGAGAUGCUGCCCGUGUUGCCUGCGUAUCUCAUGCAUUUUUACGUUCCUGGAAAUGCCAUCCCAACCUCUCCUUCACUAGGAAAGCACUGGGCCUGAAUGGAAUUCCACGUCAAAGUGAUGUAAUUGCAAGGGAUCUCACUAUGAAAGUCGACCACAUUCUCAAAAAACACUCAGGCAAAGGAGUUAAGAAAUUCAGGAUCGAAUUGCACAUUCCAGUUGAUCCCUGCUAUCUUAAUAGCUGGCUUCAGAUUGCUGCUGAACUACGGAUUGAGGAACUCGCCGUUGUUCUACCUUCAACCUGCAAUGCAAAUGACUACGAUUUCCCUUGUGCACUUUUUGUUGAUGAUGGGUGUAGAAACGCAAUAGAGCAUCUCUGCCUUGGCGGUUGUGCCUUCCAUCCCACAGCUGGAUUUGGUUACUUGAGAAAGCUGCGGCUGUUUUGGGUGCAUAUUACGGUGGAUGAAUUAGAAUGCCUUAUUUCCAAAUCUCCAGCUUUGGAGCACUUGGCACUCAAGUAUUGCUAUACGAUCACUUACCUGAAGAUACCUAGCCUGCUACAGCAUCUCAGCUACCUGAUGGUGGCUGCAUGCGCUAAUCUGCAGACAAUAGAGUGUAAAGCUCCAAAUCUCUCCACUUUUUACUUCAGUGGUCGACAAGUUGAACUUCUGUUUGGAUGUUCAGUUCAAGUGAAGACCAUGGAAAUGCGUUGUUCUACUCAGUGUAACACCAUUUAUAAUGCUUGUGCCAACCUGCCAUCCAUUGUGCCAAAUAUUGAAACUCUCAGCAUAUCUUCUGUUAGUGAGGUGGUCAAUACACCAAUCGUGCCUGUAAAAUUCCUCCACCUCAAGUAUCUGUCUAUUUCUCUUGAAGGAAAUGGGGCUUUUUCCCCAGACUAUGAUUACUUUUCUCUGGUUUCUUUGCUGGAUGCUUGUCCUGUCUUGGAAACUUUCAACUUGUUUGUGUCACAGGAUCGCAUGAAACACGAUUCGGUUCUUGGAGACCCGUCGUCACGUCUUAGGCAGAUGCCUGAAUACCGCCACGACAACAUUAAGAAUGUGAAGAUUAUUGGGUUUUGCUCUGCGAAGAGCAUGGUCGAGCUGGCAUGCCAUAUUCUCGAGAAUGCAACAUCACUCGAGUGCCUUACUUUGGACACGAUACGUGCUGUUUUUAGUAUUGACAGACACAUUCACAAAACCGGUGAAUGUGGCCACAUAGGCAGGCAUAUGAUCAGAGAAGCACGUAAGGCGCUCUUGGCUGUCAAAAGAUAUAUUGUGGGAAUAGUUCCCUCCACAGUCAAGUUAAAUGUCCUGGAGCCUUGCAAGCUAUGCCAUGCUUUGGCUGUUUAGCUGUGGUAAUAUCAUAAUUUUGUAAAUUACAUUGUGGACCGAACACUGUUGCAUGAGUUGCGACUUGCAGAAACACCCAUGUAGAAGCAUAGGGGCAAGCAAUUAUGGUAUUUUGAUAUAUGAGAGAAGAUAUCAGAAACUAUUUAGUAUUAUAGUUGUUGAUAUAUUUUCUUAUAAAACUUGGUCAAAACUUACAGCAUUUGACUCGAGACAAAAGUUAUAGGCCUUCUCUGGGGAGACAAGGGAGUAUCAUGUAACUGAGAUGUGCUAUGCAGUUAUCCCAACAAUCUUGUUUA